AUCUUUGGCCUAAUUUAAUCACUGGUAAAUAGAGAGCCGCGCGAACAAGAGAUGCUCCGUUUUUAUUUGUUGCAUUUCAUCGUCCUCACCACCGUCCUGGCCGAAGACCAAAAACAAACAAACCAAUCACAGCCGCGAGUUGUAGAAGAGUUUCAAGCAGAGCUGACGAAAAAUGUCAAAGAGACAAAUCAGAAGCUGGACCGAUUGAUGAGACUUGUCUAUGACCAGGCGGUGGAGAUAAGAAAUUUGGCAGAGAAUGAAAACGUGGAGCAGAAGAAAAAGUUUGAUGCAACUAACCUGAGGCUGGAAAAUUUGUCACAAAUUUCCGACGAGCGUUACAAUCAGACUGUGCUGGCUGCAGAAAAUUUUAAUAAAAAAUUGAUGGAUUUGGCUCAGAGGAAUCAGCAAGAGUUUGAGAACAUCAAAUUCUUCUUAAGGUGUCCUGGUAGAUUAGCUAAUUUGACGACGCUGUCCAAUGGAAAAAAGUACUUAUUUUCGUACCCAACUUAUUAUGGAAACUGGAAUUUUGCAAAAGAGACUUGCAGUAAAAACGGUCUCCAAUUGGCCACAAUCAGAAAUUUAGUAGACGCACAUGUGGUGGUGGCGGAGAUUAAGAAAAAUUACGGCGGGCACGGUUGCUGGGUUUCAGCAAAAAAUUCGGGAAUUGGAGGUCGAAAGGAAUUUCGGUGGCACGACGGAACCAAAUUAGAAUUGUCCAGUCCGUUGUGGACGGGCGGAGUGGCGAAGAACGACGAGUGCGUUUUCAUCUAUGAUUAUAGCAGUGAGGGAAAAUUGAACUGCAAUGAAUGCACUACUUAUUAUUAUUUUAUUUGCGAGCUUCCAAGCGAAUGCUACUGAUGUUGAGCGGCUUGGAAUUUGUAUGUGAAAAUCUUUUUUCAAAUAUUAAUUCAGCAGUGUAUCUUUCAUGGCUUUCUGUUUGUUGUCAGAUGAAAAAGAUGUAAACAUUUUUCUUUUUUUUUAAAUGCCCAUUGACCUUACAUUUAACACUUACAAAGAAGCAAUAAAUUUUAUAGUAGUAGAUUAAUGUG
This is a messenger RNA of Neocloeon triangulifer, 1049 nucleotides long. RefSeq lists its product as uncharacterized. The record is from RefSeq and is a predicted model, not a curated record. Bases 52 to 858 code for a protein of 268 amino acids. The transcript is spliced from 8 exons. Lineage: Eukaryota; Metazoa; Arthropoda; Insecta; Ephemeroptera; Baetidae.